UUCAUCCAAACAGACAUGGGAAUCUGUUUGACCUUUCAGGCAACAGUCAAGACUGUUAAAACUGCUCUGUCACGUCACAGUCAAACAGGACUGGCAGCGGGCGACCCGUUCACCGAGGAACCGUCCGACAAAACCGGCAAGACCGACGGCUAUUGCAGCCCCAUUUUGCGGGCGCAGAGCAACCGAAAAGACGGGAACAAUGAGUUUCGGCUGCGAGUAGAAGGAGAUCCGGAGAGCUACCAGCCUGGAAGCACAUACAGAGUGACUCUGUCUGCAUCCAGCCCCUCCUACUUCAGAGGGUUCACUCUCAUCGCCCUGAAGGAGGGCACCGUGGGAGACAAGGACGAGGACUAUAUAGGGAAUUUCCAGAUAAUUGAUGAGGAGGAAACGCAGUUUAUGACCAACUGCCCGCCUGCGGUGACGGAGAGCACUCCUCGCCGGCGCACCAGCAUCCAGGUGUUCUGGACAGCGCCCCCCAGUGGCUCGGGAUGCAUCACCCUCAAGGCAAGCAUUGUUCAAAAGAGGAUCAUCUAUUUCCAGGAUGAAGGCUCUCUCACUAAGAGAAUGUGCGAGAAAGAAUCCCUCUACGGGGACACAACCGAUAAACCUCUGCUUGACUGCUGCUCCUGUGGCACGGCAAAGUACAGAGUCACCUUCUACGGGAACUGGUCAGAGAAGAUUCAUCCCAAAGACUACCCUCGUCGUGCAAACCACUGGUCGGCCAUCAUCGGAGCAUCCCACUCCAAGGAGUACGUGCUGUGGGAAUACGGCGGUCUGGCCAGUGAAGGGGUCAAGCAGGUGGCAGAACUGGGAUCUCCUGUCAAGAUGGAGGAGGAGAUCAGACAGAAGGGUGAUGAGGUCCUUACUGUCAUCAAAAUGAAAGCGCAGUGGCCCGCCUGGCAGCCACUUAACGUACGUGCCGCCCCCUCAGCUGAGUUCUCAGUGGACCGGACGCGACACCUCAUGUCCUUCCUCACCAUGUUGGGACCCAGUCCGGAUUGGAACGUCGGCCUGUCAGCUGAGGACUUGUGUACCAAGGAGUGCGGCUGGGCACAGAGAGUAGUCCAAGACCUGAUACCCUGGGAUGCUGGGACGGACAGCGGCGUGUCGUAUGAGUCUCCCAACAAACCAUCUUCGCCUCAGGAUAAGAUCCGCCCCUUGACAAGUUUGGACCAUCCUCAAAGCCCCUUCUACGAUCCUGAGGGGGGCGCCAUCACCCCGGUGGCCAGGGUGGUCGUCGAGCGCAUUGCCCGAAAGGGUGAACAGUGCAACAUUGUGCCGGACAAUGUGGAUGACAUUGUGGCGGAUAUCGCCCAGGAGGAGAAAGAGGAAGAUGAUACUCCAGAGACCUGCAUCUACUCCAACUGGUCCCCGUGGUCGGCCUGCAGUUCAGCCACUUGCGAGAAGGGCAAGCGGAUGAGACAGAGGAUGCUGAAGGCCCAGUUGGACCUGAGUGUCCCCUGUCCUCACACGCAGGACUUUGAGCCGUGCAUGGGGCCUGGGUGCAGCGACGAGGAUGCCUCCACCUGCAUGAUGUCAGAGUGGAUCACCUGGUCUCCGUGCAGCGUGUCCUGCGGGCCCGGCACACGCUCCCGGGAGCGUUACGUCAAGCAGUUUCCUGACGACGGCUCCAUCUGCAACGUGCCUACGGAGGAAACAGAAGACUGCGUUGUCAACGAAGAGUGCACUCCCAGCAGCUGCCUGGUAACAGAGUGGGGUGAGUGGGACCUGUGCAGUGCCACGUGUGGACUUGGCAUGAGGCGGCGGGAGCGCAUGGUGAAAAUGCCUCCUGCUGAUGGUUCCAUUUGUGGAGCUGAGGUGUUGGAGGUGGAGAAGUGCAUGAUGCCAGAGUGUCACACGAUCCCUUGCAUGCUGACGCUCUGGUCCGACUGGAGCGACUGCAGUGUCACAUGUGGCAAAGGUCUCAGGACCCGUCAGCGAAUGCUCAAGUCUCCGGUGGAGCUGGGAGAUUGUACAGAAGAGUUGGACCAGGUGGAGAAAUGCAUGUUACCGGAAUGUCCCGUCAACUGUGUCAUGUCCGAGUGGAGCGAGUGGUCUGAGUGCAACAAGUCCUGCGGCAAGGGCCACACCAUCCGGACACGCAUGGUCAAGCUGGAGCCCCAGUUCGGAGGGGACCACUGUCCCGAAACCAUCCAACGGAAGAAGUGCAAGAUUAGGAAGUGCAGCCGAGGGCAAGCCAACAGCGACGAGAAGAGACGCCGCAAAGAGCAGCGCGAAAAGAGGAGAAGCAAACUGGGACGGAGCGAAAUUGCUGCUGAGCAUCCAGGCUGUAAAAUGAGGCCGUGGUCGAGCUGGACGGAAUGUACCAAGAUGUGCGGCGGAGGGAUUCAGGAGCGGCUCAUGACGGUCAAACAAAAGUCAAAAACUACUCAGCUGUCCAGCUGCAAAGACAGAAAGGAGAUCAGGGCUUGUAACGUGCACCCCUGCUAGGUCGGCAUGGAGGCUCCGCGGCGGGCAGGGUUGGAGGGGCAGGGGGCGGGGGGGUGGAGGGGUUGACUUGCUAACCGAGGGUCACGACACGACGCGCCAUGCCAUCCCUGGAAGAGCCGACGCGCUCGGCGAGAGCCGAGACGGCACGUACUUGAAUCAAGUUGAUGAAAUCUAGAACCAAGAAAUUUCAAGGGGAAGUUCCUAGGACCAGUCUGGAUUUAUCGAGCUGAAUCUGGUAUGUUUGGCCGGACCUGCUCCGACACUCUCGCAGGGUGAUCGUAAACGUGUCGUGGUGAAUCUUAAAUAUGAGUCGAUUUAAUAACAAGAAUCCUGUUCAAUAUUGUGGUAUCCUUUAGUAGUACAGUGUAUUAAAGCCUUUCAAAGCACAGGUGUCCAGCCAUUCCAGUGUUUUAUAUGGAUUUCAAUCAUUUGGUUGUUUUCGAAGGACACUGAACGCUCUGUUGAAUUUCUACCCGGAAAUAUUGUUGUACAUUUAGAAGCCCCACGAAUGGUUUUUAGCGUUAUUUUGCAGUGGAAUUUUUUGAUAUGAACGUGUCCUUAGAUUCUUACCAAAGUCUUGUGUAUAUGUUUUGUAGAUGUAUUUGCCACAUUCUUUUCUUCAGUUCCUCUAACAUGUUAAUAUUUUGGAAUA
Molecule: messenger RNA, 3103 nt
Organism: Synchiropus splendidus (mandarinfish)
Lineage: Eukaryota; Metazoa; Chordata; Actinopteri; Syngnathiformes; Callionymidae
Gene: spon1a
Product: spondin 1a
Exons: 18
Coding region: 16-2451 (811 amino acids)
Biological process (GO): cell adhesion
Cellular component (GO): extracellular matrix
Source: RefSeq, a predicted model, not a curated record